Messenger RNA from Trichobilharzia regenti, 5421 nucleotides. The record is from the annotation of a GenBank genome assembly. Lineage: Eukaryota; Metazoa; Platyhelminthes; Trematoda; Strigeidida; Schistosomatidae.
AGCAGCCUCUGGGUUUAAAUAUAUGAAAUCAACCAUGACCUUCAGCCUGAGACAGUAUUAGACUACGCGCAGUAUUCGACUCUUUUAACACGAGGGGUUGUUAUCUUACAUAUGGUGUCCCAUCAGGAUGUGUUUAAAGAUGAUAUUGUUUAUUACCUGCAUGACGACUCCAAAUGCGCGUUUAUUGGCUCUGUUGUGACGGUAGAUGACCGCCCACAACACAGUGAGACGGAAAGUGGACAUAAAAAAAGAGAUGAAAAAGAUCGCAUGGUUAAAAUUAGCUGGAAACAUUUUGGAGAUGCCAAUUUUGCACCAAACAGUCUUAAACUAAGUCAAGUUCAUUUUCUUGACAGAAGUUAUAUGCCUGGAGAGGUCGUUCAAAAUUUAGAAACUGAUACAAUCGGAACUGUCUCAAAUGUCUACUUGAGUGCUCAUGUUGAGAUAUUGGGUUACCAAAGGGCUAUUUUUGAUGUUCCUUGUAAUCACCUCAGAAGUGUCUAUCCGUGGACUACACUGGUUGACGAAAACUAUGUAAUUUGGAAUAGCUGGCUUGGAAGGGUUUCUGACUGUCGACUUUUAGCGAUUGUUCGGUUUUUGGAUGGAGCACGACUUUUAGUUAGAGGCAGCUGUUUGGAAUCCUUUGAAGCUGCUUCAUUUAAGUCGGACGCAUAUAAAUUCAAUACUUUUGAAGGCGCUUGGUUAACCGGAGAUGCUUUAAUGAUGCGAUGUAACAUAAGUCAUUCCACGUCUAAUAAAUUCAAUUUCUUUGGUUUAUCUCUGAGUUCCUUGAAAAAAUGUGAUAGCACUCAGACUCCUGCUACUGCUUCAGUGGGCAAUACUCAAUCAUCAUCCUCUAAUGCACCCAGUGAUCCACAAAACAAGGAUGCAAAAUACCCUGCCGGACAUCCCUUCAAAUUUCUACAAGCACUUUCUCAGUACCCUGUAACUAAAACAUUUGCUCGUUAUCCUGAACAAAUGUCCUGUCUUCUAAAGCGUACACCUAUUUUCCUAGUUGAGACACGUGCUCACAAUGCUGUAUGGCUCUCACGGUUAAAGUCAAAUACAGAAGUUGAAGUUUACGUAGAACAUUUAGCACCUGUCGAGGCUACUGUCCAUUGGUUCGCUAAUCAAAAUUCGCAAUCAGAUAAACCACCUCCGCGUGUGGUUCGUGGAUUGGAUUUGGGGAAUUUGAAGUGUGCUAUCCCAAGUUCGUUUAUCAAUUGUCAAAUUACUGACACUUGGUACUAUCAGCUUCAGGAAUCUGAUACUCUAUAUGACACAAGUAGUUUUGCACGACCUGGACAAUUAUUAUACAAAUGGUUUACUGAAGGUGCUGCCGGUUUACAGUCUGUGAGGACAUCUUUUCCAUCAUCAGGACAAGUGACGGAAAAUAUACUCGUUGCUGGAGAUAAGUCUAAUGAGGAGUCCGCUAAUAAUUUUGAUGGAUGGCAAAAUAACGCUUCCGAAUCUUCAGCUGAACGUUGUGAUAAUGCAGAAUUAUUUUUAAAAACUACGGAUAGAACAACACCAUUUUGGGCACAAGUUAAUUUGUUCGCUACACGGCGUCGUCGUAGACGAGUUACGGUGAAUCCGCGACAUCGUUUGUCUAAUGCAAACCUUUUCAACUGGGUUCAGAGGUAUAAUAAAAAUCCAUCUUUCGCUUCAUUCAUUGACAUCAGUGCUGAUGUUACAGAUAACGGAAGUGAACAAGGUGACCGCAGGUUACUAAAACGAGGGAAAUAUGAAUCACAAGAGCAGCCAGACAAAGAACCACAAAAGCAACUGUUCGAUAGUAUCGAUGAGAAUAAUCAUCCAGUGAUUAAGUUAACAUGCAAACGAGUUUCUUGCGAUAAUACCAAUUCUGAUGAUAAGAGUUUAUCGAAUUCUACAGAUUGCACUAUAAAAGUUGACUCGCAUGGUAAAUUAAAAACAAUUGAAAGUGUGACAUCGCCACUAUUAUCGCCCACGUCAACAACAAUCCUUCCUGUCGAUUCUGUUAUAACGAUGACGACAACAACACCCACUACUACUACUACUACUACUACUACUACUACUACUACAUCUGCUGUUAUCUCACCGAAAAAUGGUGCUAGUAUAUACCAGGACUCACAUUCACCUGCAGAUAAUGCACAUGAAAAGGAUAUCAGUCUGCUACCUGAUAGUAUAAGUAAUGAUGGACGUGAUGUGGCAAAAAAUCGCCUGACGAAAAAAUCAAAAUAUCAGUCUGCUAAUCAUCAACGAAUUUUAUCGAUUCAAGAAGAGAAUUCUCGUCAGUUCAAACCUGGUGACUGGGUGCCUGUACGAGUAUAUGCCACUAAAUCUGUGUAUGAUGUUAGGUGGAUCGAUGGAUCUGUAUCGAAGGGUCUGACUUGUGAUAAGAUUGUAGCAUACGGAGGAUUUGUAGAACAUUAUUUAUUCCCUGGAUAUUUAGUUUCCUUGAAGAGUGACAAAAACUGUCGUUCCCAGCCAAUCCCAAUGAAUUUGUCCGUGAACGAUUCACCAGCACCAACUGAAAGUACUGAGAAUGCAAGCUCUCCACUAUCAGUUAUUGAGUUUACUUGUGAUCAUCGACGUGAUCUUGGUGUAGUUCUUUCGUACAAUACUGAAGAUCGAACGUGUCUUGUUCAGUGGUUUACAACAAGAGUUAAUAAGACAGGUCCCAGAUCAAUGAUUCCUCUUGGCUGUCCUGAAGAAAUCGGUGUUUAUGAGAUUUCUGGUCCGGGAGAAUAUCAAAUGAAUUAUGGUGACAUUGUCUUAAUUAGAUCUGAACGUGAUAAUGAUUAUUCCACUUAUCCUGCUGGUGUUUUAGAAGAUAUUAUUCCCGAAUCAGGAAAGGUGUUAAUUCGCUGGAUUGAUGGUACGUCAAGUGAAGUUUAUCGUACAGACUGUCUACAAGCAAUUGAAACUGAUGAUGAUCCAGUAGAAGAUGAUGACUUCGACUCAUAUUUCAGUGAUUCAGUUGUUGAAGGAGACGAAGAUUGGGACUCGUUUUCUACUUCUUCAUACUCAGACGCUACUGAUUUUUCUUCUUCUUCAUCAUCAUCAUCAUCGUCCUCUACCACGUUUUCCGAUGAUGCUAUUGUGCAAUUGACACAACUUGCACAUGAAGAUGAUUUACGACCAGUUGGAGUCAAACUGGCAACUGCACGCUACCAUGUGUCAUAUGCUCAUAAGCUGUUUUCGGAUCGUCUCAUAUUUGUUUUAUGGUUGAUGCGCUGUUUUGCCAUGAUCCCAGGUAUUGCAGAUGACAUCUUGGAACAGAUUUACUCAGCACUGCGUGCUGCAGCUCUAAUAGAUUCUGAUGAGAUAAAUAUCAAUACAGAUUACUUUUCCUCUGUUGCUUCGAAGACACCUGAAAUCGAUGAAUUGAAUAGCUCUGUUAACACAACUUCUGUAUUACCAAGUAAAAAUAAUGUUUGGAAUGACGUUGAUGAAGUUGAAGCUAUAUCCUGUGUAGAAAUGCUCAGUUCAGCACGAUCAUCUCUCCACGAUGCUUUAGAACUGGUUAAUGAUUACCGGAUUAAAAAAAUGUGGCAUCAGUGCGAUUUUCGUUCUGUUGUGUUUGAAAAACAUUUUGGAGCAAUUCUGCGUUUAUGUGAAUCAUUUUCACCAACUGACAAUACCUGGGACAAUCAAAGCCCUUCCAAAUUCGGUAUUGUUAACAAUAUGAAAUCAAUCAGUCCGAGUGAAACAAACUUUCCACUACGUGGUCAUAGAAGAGGUUCAAGAAUUGAAGGUUUACGUACUAAUAUCACUUUGGUAAAUAGCAGUGAAACGAUUUUAAUAUUAGCCAAGUUUUUACGUGGAUUACAAAGGGAUAUUUUAGAACAGCUGAACUAUAUAAAUAAUGAGAUUUUGGCAUGGCUUCAUGAAUGCACUCCAAAAUGUCUUCUUCAACCUAUGAUAGAUGAUUCUGUUGUGUUACCCGAUGGUGUUCAGUUUUCUGGUGAUCUGGAUAUAACGAGAGCUACAACUGACGGUAAAAAUGAAAAGGAGUUAUAUGACAGUCUAAACUGUGAAGAGAACACUGUGACAUCAACUGAUGCUCCAGUUUCUGAUAUAUCACAUGGAGCGAAUGGGGAAAUUUUCGUGGAGAAUACUGCAACUACAGAUAUACAGAAAAGUGAACCCAUGAAGGUUGAGAAUACGCCAGCUGAAGUGUCGUCUGCUGACUUUCCAAUAAAUUCAGGUCUGUGUAGUCCAUCGGUAGAAUCACUCCCAAGCGGACAACGUGGUCAGUUCAUUAUGGAGUCAGCUGCUCCUCCUACCCAUCGAUUUUAUAAAACAACUCAGAAAAGUAUGCCUAAAACAUUCCAUAAAGCCUUGAAACGUGAUAUCUCUUUACUGUCCACUAUACUUCCAAAUAAUAUCAUAGUCAAGGGAUUUGAGGAUCGCUUUGACCUUUAUUCCAUAAUGAUUAUCGGGGCAUCAGGUACGCCAUAUGAACACUGUUUGUUCUUCUUUGAUAUUGGUCUACCAUCGAGUUACCCAGCAAUUCCACCACAGGUACACUAUUAUAGUUUUGGCAGCGAGAGAGUUAAUCCGAAUUUGUACGUUGAUGGACAUAUCUGUCUUUCUCUGCUAGGCACAUGGGAUGGUGAGGGUACUGAGAAUUGGAACUCAGAUAGUUCCAGCUUACUUCAAUUAGUUGUUUCACUUCAAGGAUUGAUUCUCAACUCUGAACCGUAUUUCAACGAGGCUGGCUAUGAAGAACGACGUUCAGUCCCAUCAUAUCAAGAACAAAGUCGUAUUUAUAACGAGGCUGUGAUAGCUCUCAAUUUGCAGUCAAUGAUCAGUAUUUUGCAAAAUCCUUUACCUAUUUUCCGUAAGGAGGUUAUUCAACAUUGUGUUGAAAAGCACAAAGAUUACCUGUCCUCAUUGGCAUUUUGGGCUUCACUGGAUUCUGCAGAGUAUGAACGUAUCAAAAAUCUUGACCAGAAUAGUAAAGAUAAGCAUUUCCCUGAAUUUCCACUACCUCCUGUUUCCAAGGGCUUUCAGCUCUCUAUCAAAAGACAUUCAAGUGUAUUGUCUAAUUUGAUAUCAUCACUAGAUGUGGUUGAAUAAAUAAAUAUUGCUUAAUUUACUCCACUAUUUACAAAUACGCUUUAGCAACCAGAAGACUGUUCCUUUUUGCUUGCGCUAUUUUUAUGCAAUUGUAUCACAAUCGUGUGUGUAGGUGUCAGCUUGUUUGUAUACCGAGGGAUUGCAUUUUCAUUGCUGUUUCUGUUUAUUUCUUAAACUCAUUUUGGCUGACAUUGUGCUUUUUUUUGUCAUUUUUACUUUUUUUUCUGCAAGAUUAUCUCUGUUUUGUAAACCUUGACACCGUCUUAAUUUCUAGAUAUCGGGUCUUAUCUGAGAGUUUUGUUCAUUAAAACUAUUAUUCUUAACUAUGAUAGUUAUAAUAAAGUAAUUUAUGACUCA